GGGCUUAACACCACAUCUCGUUUUACGCAUGCGCAUUGUGCGCCAAACGGUUUGAAGACAGCAGCGCGAAAAAGUAGCUCGAGUGUUAAUGUGUCUAUAAGCUAGCCAGCUAGUUUGCGAUUUUAUUUGAAAACAUGCGUACUACAUUUGUGUCUUAACGUUAUAUAACUUGUUUUAGGUCUUAAUGUGUACAGCAAGAACGCUUCUGUUUAUUGUUGCUUCACUAGUGUUGUCUUAUUUUGCUACGUUAGUUUAACGUGAGCCACAACGUUAAGUAAAAACAUUGGGUUAGCUACAUUAGCUACUUUAUCGUUACCUUAGCUAGCUAACGUUACCAGAUAUGAAGCCCGUCAGAGCUUCCAACCGGGCCGCAUCAAAAGCACCUAACUUGAAAAACAAGAAAAAAAGAGACCAGAGGACGGAACAACAUGUAGCAGAGCAUCCGGUAACGGACCCAGCGCCCACUGAAAAAACCCAUGGCAAGAUCUCCCACCCAAAAGCAGCACAUAAGAGGAAAGCUGAAGGCUCAUCUUCGGUCCCAAACAAAGUCAAAGCUGAGGACAAAUGGAAGCUGAUGCCACGAUCCUCAAUCAAUGUUCUGGAGAACAUAAUGGACUUGUCAAUACUAGCAACUCUUGCUUUGAGACAUAAAGAGAAGAAAGAGAGCCAUGAACAUCUGAACAUAAUAAAAACCAGGUUUCUUGCUCAAUGUGCAGAACUCAAGGUUCCCGUGCAGAAACAAAACAUUUUGGAGCGCUCAUCUCAGCGCCACCAGGAGGAGGCCAAGAAGUCCGUGGUUGGAAAUACGACUCUGAGCACUCUGGAGGAAGACUUAAGGGCUGUUGUCCAGGCUCUGGAGAAGACCAACGAGCAGGCUGUCUCUUUACAGCACGCAGCCAGUAUGCUGAGAGACCAGGUGGAGGAGGAGGACCAGAAAGCUAAAGAGGUCUUAAAGAUAGCUGAAAAAGCAGAUCUCAAUCUUCCCCCGCUACCUCCACAAAAAGAUGAAACAACAUUAGAGGCUCGACUGAGAAAAAUUAUACCAGACAGUGAGUCUGAGACCGCUGCCCGGAAACUGGGAGAAAUCCUCCGGCAACCAGAGGCCGUUCAGGAUGCCCAGGCGCUGCUUCUACAAGCACACAGACAGCUCUCAGAUCAGCUCUUCAACUCGAUCAGUGGUGCACCUUGUUCAGACGUUUACCUCACCAAAUCUCUGCUCACACAGGUCUGAAAUGUUUUUGUUUUGUUUUUUUAAGGGACACUUAAACAAGUGUGCACUCAUUAUUUGGAGCUUUGGUGAACAGGAAAAUAUUCCUGCAAUUGCCUAGGGUACCCAUUCAGUGAAAAACAAUUGCAGCCACUAUGUAAAAAAUUAUAAAAUGUCCAACUUUAGCAGCAACAAUUGUAG
Molecule: messenger RNA, 1408 nt
Organism: Etheostoma spectabile (orangethroat darter)
Lineage: Eukaryota; Metazoa; Chordata; Actinopteri; Perciformes; Percidae
Gene: cenpq
Product: centromere protein Q
Exons: 8
Coding region: 341-1231 (296 amino acids)
Cellular component (GO): nucleus
Source: RefSeq, a predicted model, not a curated record